CAACCACUCCUACCUACCACCCUACCACCCUACUCACCAACCAACAACCCACACCCUCACCACGCACCGCGGGGCACCAACAAUCAAAAUGCGCCCUCUCUCCCCCGUCCUCGCCUCCUUGGCCAACGUCUUCCGCAUCCCCAUCACCCGCGCCCCCGUCCGCCCAACCCUCACCAACGAAAUCCUCACUUCCUCUUCCUCCACCUCCUCCCUGCGAACCUUCUCCACGACCUCCGCCCUCUCGAAAAGAAAAGAAAGUGGCUUUAGAGGCGAUCGUCGGAUUACCUUAAUCCGCUACUUCCUCCACCACCCCCUCACUCCCCGUCCUCUCCGGUUCUCCCGCACGCGUUUCCUCCGCCACUGGACGAUCCACCGCGCCUGGAACCUCUACCAGGGAAGUCUGCGUCGGGCCCACGAACUCGAGCUCCAGCGGCAAUGGCAAUCGAUGCAGGCUGCGUGCGAGGAGCUGCGCACGGGGGCUGGGGACGGAGGAAAACUGUUCCGGAAGAGUAUGAUCAAGACGGGUGUGUUUAGGGAUUUGGUCCCGAUUGAGUAUGCGAGGUUGCAGACGGAGGGGCCUGGUAGGGAGGGGUGGAAUCAUGCUUGGAAGAGGGAUUAG
Messenger RNA from Aspergillus sclerotioniger CBS 115572, 619 nucleotides. RefSeq names its product mitochondrial 54S ribosomal protein mL40. The coding region runs from base 89 to 619 and encodes 176 amino acids. The transcript is spliced from 2 exons. The record is from RefSeq and is a predicted model, not a curated record. Gene Ontology annotation, biological process: mitochondrial translation. NCBI's taxonomy places the organism in Eukaryota, Fungi, Ascomycota, Eurotiomycetes, Eurotiales, Aspergillaceae. Gene Ontology annotation, molecular function: structural constituent of ribosome.